AUGGGUAAAAGGUUCUCAGAGUCGGCCGCUAAGAAGGCAGCUGGUAACCAAAGAAAGAGAGAACAAGCAGCAGCAAAGGGCCGCGCCGAGAGAGAAAAGGCCGAGUCUGAAGAGGCUGCCAAGUGGGAAGAGGGCUCCAAGAAACCUAGCACCAAGAAACAGUUGGAGGAACAAAAGAAGCAGGAGAAGCUGCGGGCGAAACAGGAGCGUGAGGAGCUCCUGGCGGCCGAGGAGGCUGCGCUCGGCAGAGGAGGGAAGGGCAAAUGA
Messenger RNA from Lachancea thermotolerans CBS 6340, 267 nucleotides. RefSeq names its product Lso2p (gene LSO2). Bases 1 to 267 code for a protein of 88 amino acids. The transcript has a single exon. The record is from RefSeq and is a predicted model, not a curated record. NCBI's taxonomy places the organism in Eukaryota, Fungi, Ascomycota, Saccharomycetes, Saccharomycetales, Saccharomycetaceae.